Messenger RNA from Auxenochlorella protothecoides, 375 nucleotides. RefSeq names its product Glycine-rich protein 2. Bases 1 to 375 code for a protein of 124 amino acids. The transcript has 5 exons. NCBI's taxonomy places the organism in Eukaryota, Viridiplantae, Chlorophyta, Trebouxiophyceae, Chlorellales, Chlorellaceae. Gene Ontology annotation, molecular function: nucleic acid binding. The record is from RefSeq and is a predicted model, not a curated record.
AUGGCCGCUGCCGCCAAGUCCUCCGGAACCGUCAAGUGGUUCAAUGUCACCAAGGGCUACGGCUUCAUCACCCCCGACCAGGGUGGUGAGGACCUGUUUGUUCACCAAACCGCCAUCAUCACUGACGGCUUCCGCUCCCUGAAGGAGGGAGAGCCCGUCGAGUUCUUCGUCGAGAACUCCGACGAUGGCCGCGCCAAGGCGGUGCAGGUGACCGGCCCCGAUGGCGCCGCGCCCGAGAGAAGCGGCAAGUUGAUUGUCCUGUACGUCUGCGACCCUGUGUCCGAUCCCCUCUCCCACGACCCCGUGCUCGCCGCAGGGUGCCCCCCGCCCUACGGUGGCGGCCAGGAGGGCUACGGCCAGCAGGGCGGUUACUGA